AUGCGUCGCUUUCUGUUCCUGUCGCUGUUGGCUGCUUCUUCUCUUGUGGUAGGCGGCAUUGGCGACGCUGUCACCGCGCACCUCGCAUCCCUCGGCGCUCGCAUCGUUGUCGGCUACAUCGGCGACUCGGCACCCGCGGAGCAGCUGGUCGCAUCCCUGAACGCGGCCGCGGGCAGCUCGGGGCCACGCGCGGUCGCCGUGUGCGCGGACGUGUCGGACCCCGUGCAGGUGGAGCGUCUGUUCGACGCGGCGCAGGCGGCGUUCGGGCGCGACCUCCACAUCGUGGUGACGGCCGCCGGGUUCCAGGACGCAGCGUACCCGGCCAUUCGAUGCUCGAUGGUUGCUUCUUCAUCCAGUCGCCACGACUUACACCAGCAGCAAGUCGCCGGGAGCGACAGCAGGAUGGGCCCGGGUGGCGGCCAAGCAGCCAGAGUUGUUGCACGGAAGACCGCCUUGCCGGUGGAGCUCACCAGCUCCGUCAUGGAGCUUGGCGGCGUCGGAGGCCCGUUCAGCAAUGUCGGCCUUCUCGAGCUCCUGCUGGUCGCCUCGACGCCCGAGGGCGCUGCCUCCACCCGCCGGCGCGGUGGGUCGAGCUCCAGGAGAGGGCGUCCGCUGGAUCCACCUCGACCUCCCCUCACCGUGCAGCUUGGCGGAGGAACUGCGCUAAUCUUCUUCUUGAUGCACGUGGGCAGCGUGUUCAUACAUGUCCGUCAGUCCGCCGGUGAGCAUAUUUGCCUUGCAGUUCCUAAACGCACUAUUUUUUGUAGUUUCUAUAGGCAAUUACGGCCGGCUCGCUCGCUCCGCCAUAGGGCGCGCGCCGUAGUUCGUCACCCAUGCUAUCUGCUCUGCAGCCGCUGCCCCGCUGGGAAUCUCUUUUCUUCAGUUCUCCGUUUUUAUCUGCUGGCAGCCGGUGGCGCCGAGGCUGUGCUCGACAUAAUAAUGCUGCUGAAGACGGACACAACAUGAAACUGGAUGGACACAACAUGAAUGCGCAUGUACCAGCAAAUUCAGUUGGUGGAUGACAAGUUCUGUUGAUAGCUGUCAUAAUGCAAUCCAGCCGUUUUUGUUUCUGAUUGUUUGUCUUUUGAGUCAUUCUAAUCCUUGGUUCUGUUUCUUUUUUGUGGACUUUUUGAGAGUUUUUUUACUGCCCACAUUAGUGAAUAUCAAAUGGACACAUGGUAUUACUGGGUACCA
Molecule: messenger RNA, 1194 nt
Organism: Aegilops tauschii subsp. strangulata
Lineage: Eukaryota; Viridiplantae; Streptophyta; Magnoliopsida; Poales; Poaceae
Source: RefSeq, a predicted model, not a curated record